CCCGGAGGUCUUUGAGCGCCGGGCCGAGGCAGGGGACUUGCGGCCCUUGCGGGAGGCAGAAGCGGGAGCCCGGAGUGGAAAGCGGGCGCCGGGCGAGCCGGGCCUCGGCGCCCGCUGCCGGCGCGUCUCCCUUCCCCGCCCGAACGCGCUGUGGCGGGGCCCGGCUGACCUCCGGCCUCUGACCUCCGGCCUCUGACCUCCGACCUCGCGGGGCGGGGCUCCUCCGCGGCUGGGCGCGGUUUCCCAGGGACGCGUUUCCCGCCGCACCGCGGGCCGCCCGGACCGCCCUGGCGGAGGCACCUUCCGGCGGCCCCGGCGCGGAGCCCUGGGCCGGACGGCGGCCCCGGCGUGGCGGCCUGCGGUCAGUGAGGGAGCCCCCGCCGCGCCCUGGCUCUCAGAGGCCCGCCGGCGGUCCGGGAGGGGCCCGGGCAGUGUGGAGGCGAUGCCAAAGCUGCAGGGCUUCGAGUUCUGGAGCCGCACCCUGGGGGGCGCCCGCCACGUGGUGGCGCCCAUGGUGGACCAGAGUGAGCUGGCCUGGAGGCUGCUGAGCCGCCGCCACGGGGCCCAGCUCUGCUACACCCCCAUGCUGCACGCCCAGGUCUUCGUCCGCGACGCCAACUAUCGGAAGGAGAACCUGUACUGCGAGGUGUGCCCCGAGGACCGGCCUCUCAUUGUGCAGUUCUGCGCCAAUGACCCGGAGGUGUUUGUCCAGGCGGCUCUCCUGGCUCAGGAUUACUGUGAUGCCAUCGACCUGAAUUUGGGCUGCCCACAGAUGAUAGCCAAAAGAGGUCACUACGGUGCCUUCCUGCAGGAGGAGUGGGAUCUGCUCCAGAGAAUGAUUCUCCUGGCGCACGAGAAACUCGCCGUGCCUGUCACGUGCAAAAUCCGAGUCUUCCCGGAGAUCGACAAGACCGUGAGGUACGCCCAGAUGCUGGAGAAGGCCGGCUGCCAGUUGCUGACUGUGCAUGGGCGCACCAAGGAGCAGAAGGGGCCCUUGUCGGGCACUGCCUCCUGGGAGCACAUCAAGGCCGUGCGGAAGGCAGUGGCCAUCCCUGUAUUUGCCAACGGGAACAUCCAGUGCCUGCGGGACGUGGAGCGCUGUAUCCAGGACACAGGAGUCCAGGGGGUCAUGAGUGCAGAGGGCAACCUGCACAACCCCGCCCUGUUUGAGGGCCGCAGCCCUGCCGUGUGGGAGCUGGCCGAGGAGUACCUGGACAUCGUGCGGCAGCACCCCUGCCCCCUGUCUUGCGUCCGCGCCCACCUCUUCAAGCUGUGGCACCACACGCUGCAGGUGCAUCAGCAGCUCCGGGAGGAGCUCGCCAAGGUGAAGACCCUGGAGGGUGUUGUGGCCGUGAACCAGGAGCUGAAGCUGCGGUGUCAGGAGGAUAUAUCCAGGCAGAAGGAGGGAGAGAAGCCGUCUGGCGGCUUGCCUUUCUUCCACUGGAUCUGCCAGCCCUACCUGCGGCCGGGGCCCAGGGAGGGGAGCAAGGAGAGCGGGGGGGCACGGAGCAAGCGGGCCCUGGAGGAGGAGGAGGGCGGCACGGACGUCCUGUCCAAGAACAAGCAGAAGAAGCAGCUGAGGAACCCCCACAAGACCUUCGACCCCUCGCUGAAGCCAAAAUAUGCUAAGUGCGAUCAGUGUGGAAACCCAAAGGGCAACAGGUGUGUGUUCAGCCUGUGCCGGGGCUGCUGCAAGACGAGCGCUUUCAGGGAGGCCGCGGACUGCCCAGGUCACGGAUUGCUUUUUAAAACCAAACUGGAGAAGGCUCUGGCCUGGAAGGAGCCCCAGCCAGCAGGACCUGGGGAGCCAGGCGGCCUUCCUGAGGUGGUGGGCAGUGCCCUGGCCUGAGGGGCAGCCAGAGCCGGACACAGCGCCGCCCCAGGCCCGGACUGCUGCUCAGACCUCUACGCGUCCCACUCAAGGAAAUGCCUUUACUCAGGGAGCCUCCCGCUACUCAGUGCGGAAGGAAGAGCUGGUCUCCCCUCGGCCGACGCCAGGAGCCCAGAAAUGCUGCACCGGGGAACAGGCGCCCAGGCUGGACC
Enhydra lutris kenyoni (northern sea otter) is the source of this 2043-nucleotide messenger RNA. RefSeq names its product dihydrouridine synthase 1 like. The coding region runs from base 443 to 1849 and encodes 468 amino acids. Lineage: Eukaryota; Metazoa; Chordata; Mammalia; Carnivora; Mustelidae. The transcript is spliced from 14 exons. The record is from RefSeq and is a predicted model, not a curated record. Gene Ontology annotation, biological process: tRNA processing. Gene Ontology annotation, molecular function: tRNA dihydrouridine synthase activity; flavin adenine dinucleotide binding.